This is a messenger RNA of Phyllotreta striolata, 686 nucleotides long. The record is from the annotation of a GenBank genome assembly. Lineage: Eukaryota; Metazoa; Arthropoda; Insecta; Coleoptera; Chrysomelidae.
UGUCAAAAGCGACGUCAGCUCGAUUUGACAUGCCUCGCAGGAAAUCCACGAGCGAUGUUUCCACGCAAACGGGCCGGCUCGAUCCGGUGGUGAUGUUGGAGAGGCUGCCCGAGGAAAACGGCGCGCUCGCGGCGCUGCCGAAGAGGAUACCCAAGCGAACUCGGUGCAUAUGCAAGCUGCCGAAGCGGUACUGCCAAUUCGCCGAGUCCAUAAGCAACGAGUGCGCGAUGAAUUCCACGUUGCAGGAGAGGAAGCGGCCGCGCAGAGGGAGCAGAAGUAGAGCCGCGAAAGGUAGGAAGAAGAAGGUGAAGUUCAGCGCGCCCGCGGCUGAGGAAAACAAAGCGGAAGAGGAGGACCUGGAAGUGCCGGUGAUGUUGGACGAUGCCGGUGAUGAUUAUCUUCUUAACGAGUGCUCGCCUUUGUUGAAUUUGGACGCGAUCGAACAGGACACGGAGGAGUUGGUGUUGUCGUUCGAUGAGGAGGAAUUGUUCAGGAGUUUUCAAGAAGAUAAUAAUAAAGUAGUAAAUAAGGAAGAAACUCGAAAGCGGUGUAAAGAUAGCGUAGAGAAGCAAGAGGAAACGUUGGAAGGCAAUAUUAAAUGUACAGAAGUAUCGGCUGUUAAUAUUCACAUUCACUGCCAUUUUUACGAUUAAGUUUUAACGGGACAUUUUAACGAAUAAAAGUUU